Molecule: messenger RNA, 1980 nt
Organism: Linnemannia hyalina
Lineage: Eukaryota; Fungi; Mortierellomycota; Mortierellomycetes; Mortierellales; Mortierellaceae
Source: the annotation of a GenBank genome assembly
AUGGCAACGAUUCCCGCAAAACCAACAACCACCGCCAAGCCGCUGCCCAAAACAACAAAACCACCUGUUGUACCCAUCACCACCAAGCCGCCCGUAACGCCCAUAACUACACCCAAACCACCAGUAAUCCCCAUAACUACAAUACCACCUAUCAUAACCCUUACGACUACCAUCCCACCUGUCAAAACGACCACUUUUGGCACUGGGUCUGUGAUCACAGUCAAACCUAUCACUACGACAUCGACAUCGACAUCGUCUAUCCUUGGAGGUGGUGGGAAUAAUAAUAGUGUUCGUGGACAGGGAUCUGAUACUGGGGGUGGCGAUGGGGACGGGAUGAAUGCGGCGGCGAUUGGUGGAUUGGUAGCCGGUUUGGCGAUUGUUCUUGUCGGCUCGGUUGUCGGAGGAUUCAUGUUACUGAAGCAGCGGCGUAAGCGGAUGAUGUUUGUUGGGCAUGGUGCUUCUGCUUCGGGAUCUUCUUCGGGGUUUGGAGGAGAUGGGUACCCGGACCAGCCUGACCUGCCACGGCCACCCCGGGCUGGGUUUGCCAGAGAGGGCCGGCCGGGGAGUGGGACUUGGAGUGCGAGGAGCGGGUACAGUGGGGGCAGUAGGCCGCAAUCUUCUGUUGGCCGGCAACCCUUUAUGGGCAACUAUAGUAAUGUCUUUGACGAGAAGGGGUAUCACGCUGAUGCUGCGGGUCUUGGAGGUGCACGUAUGAGCGUUAUGGGAGGAGGACUGGGCGGUGGUUCGGGCAUCGGGUAUAGCAACAACAUUAGCGGCGAGUCCUUUACGCAGUUACAUGACGGUCGGUUUGUCGCCAAUGGCCGUCGUGGCGAUGGUAGCCCUGGUGGAUACAAUGGUGCCCCGGGUGAUGUCGAUAACUAUACCUAUGAUGCUCAAGAGUACAACGCCCAUCUUCACAACAAGGAGAUGUCGUCCUCCUCAGCCGCCUUCUUGCCGUCCCCGCCUUCGUCCCCCGACGGCGCCUUCCCCCCUGAAGGCAUCUCGCCCACUGAAAGUACUAGCAGCGGCUCUGCUGGACUUCACGAUGCCCCUGGUCAGGCCUCGGCUCCAUUGAUUGGUGUCGUCAAUCCAUCGCCCAGGGCGAGUGGAUUCUACGAAAACUACAACCAUGUCCCUCUUCGAUCCCCCACCAGGACAAACAUGAACGCACCUCCCAUGUCACCCAAUGGCAACUUUGUGAACCGGUCCUCGUCCCGCGUGAGUGCUUCCAUUCCUUAUGCACCCGAUGGACUACCCCUGUUCCCGCCUCGACCUGCCUCACAGUACCAGCAUGCCAAUUAUCCACAACAGCACCCUCAACAACAGCAGUAUUACCCGACUUCGCCACGAUCGCCACCACUUCCGCAUAUGGGAGGACCACCACCCGGUAACUAUUACUCGCCUCGUCUGGGAUCCCAGUAUAACCAUCACAACGGUGGCGGAGGACCCAAUUUCCCACCAUCACCUCAUCCUUACCAGCAACAACAACAGCAACAACAACGGUACUUGCAACACCCUCACCAACAGAUGUAUUCGGGUCCCAUGUCAACCAUGACGAGCUCUAGCGUGACCGCAUACGACACCGACGAGAACGGAGGAGUUCGCUCUCCGCAAAAGUAUGUGGGCAAUGAGGGUGGUGCGUUCGAGGAACACCAUGUCUAUGAGGAGAUCUAUGUCCAACCCCAAGAGGCCACGUCAACGACAAUGACGACGACGGCGACAGGUCAUGUUAAUGCUGGCGCACCCCAAGUCCUGGCGGUCGACAAGCCCGCCCAUGAUGCCCCCAUCGCCGCCUCAGCCACCCCUGGCGCCCCUGCUGUCUCUGUUGAGGUAGUUAAUGUUCAGGACACUACCGAACCCGCAGACCUGGCGACGUUAUCCCCCAUCGUCCCCCAGGCAACUUCUCCAUCUUCUCCACCCCCAGUGCCCCUGUCGACCAAACCCUCUGUUGGUCACUUCUCCAUCUCAUCCUCAACUUAA